This is a messenger RNA of Leptopilina boulardi, 886 nucleotides long. RefSeq names its product venom allergen 5-like. Lineage: Eukaryota; Metazoa; Arthropoda; Insecta; Hymenoptera; Figitidae. Gene Ontology annotation, cellular component: extracellular region. The coding region runs from base 64 to 735 and encodes 223 amino acids. The transcript has 5 exons. The record is from RefSeq and is a predicted model, not a curated record.
GUUUUAUUUUAAUUAGCAGUUUUUAAUUGUAAAAAGGUGGAAUAAAUUUUUUUUCAGUCAAAAAUGUUUCAAUUAAAAAUUUUAUUUGGUCUCACUGUAAUUUUUUCAUUAAUUGCAUUAUCAAUUGGUCAAGCCAAUUAUUGUAAUAUUUGUCGUGAUCACACUAUGUGUAAACCUCAUUAUACAAGACCAGCUUGUCCAACUAGACAAUUUGGCCUUACCAAACAACAAAAGAAUAAAAUUCUUUCGGAACAUAAUAGAUAUCGACAAUUGGUAGCUAGUGGUAAUGAACCAAGAGGAAACCCUCGAGGUCCACAACCAAAAGCAAAAUCUAUGCCAAAUCUGGAAUGGGAUCAUGAAAUAGCAAAUAUAGCGCAAACACAGGCUAAUUCAUGCAUUUACGCUCAUGACACAUGCAGAAAUGUCAAACGAUUCUCUGUUGGUCAAAACAUUGCACAAUGGCCUGUGGCUCAGGGUGGACAACCUCAACCAGUGGAAGCUUUAGUAAAAUUAUGGUACGAUGAAGUGGCACUAUUUAACCCUCGAAUGGUGGAAAAUUUUGUAUUUGAGAUGAAAACUGGUCAUUACACACAAAUGUUAUGGGCAAAGACAACCAAACUUGGCUGUGGUUAUGUAAAUUAUCAAAAAGGUGGUCAAUACAUUGUUUAUCUCGUUUGUAAUUAUGGUCCUGCUGGUAAUAUGCGUGGUGGAAAAGUUUACGAAAUUCGACGUUAAAGAGAAUAAUAUCGAAAAAUUAAUGAAUUUUAAUCAUUAAAUAUUUUUUGUCAUUUUAAAUAAAUAGAAAAAAAAUUAUUAAAAUCCAUUUCUGCAAAUAUAUAACAAAAAAAAUGUAUAUCAUUUAAUAAUAAAGUAAUAUUUGACUAUA